CCGCUGCGGGCAACCGUCGAAGAAGAGUAAAUUUCAAGAUGGGGAAAUUUGGGCUACAGUUUAAAGCCACUCUGGAAAAUGUCACCAACGUACGACCGCUGGGACAGGAUUUCCGAUGGUUUCUGAAGCUGAAGUGUGGGAACUGUGGUGAGAUCCCUGAUAAAUGGCAGUAUGUCACCCUGCAGGAAUCUGUGCAAAUAAGAGGAAGAGGGAGUGCCAGCAUGGUGCUGAAGUGCAAACUUUGCGCCAGAGAAAACUCAAUUGACAUCCUGGAGAACACGAUCACACCUUAUAAUGCAGAGGACAGCGACAGAUUCAAGACGAUGGUGCAGUUUGAGUGUCGAGGCCUGGAGCCUGUCGACUUCCAGCCACAGGCUGGCUUCGCUGCAGAAGGAGCAGGGUCUGGAACACAGUUUCCUGAAAUCAACCUGCAAGAGAAAGAUUGGACGGACUAUGAUGAGAAGCUCAAGGAGUCAGUGGGUAUAUAUGAGGUCACACACCAGUUUGUCAAGUGCUGAUGCCAUCGUGGGAUGAGCCCCCCUCCACCCCAAUACUUUUAAGUUUUUCCUGUCACAUUUCAUGACUGGAUAAGUGAACCCACUCUGUGUGUGUGUGUGUGUGUUUUUUUUCUUAUCAAGGACAUGAAGUGAUGUGGUUUACAUCAUCUUGCAUGCUGUGGAUCGGUUAAAUGUACGGCAAAUAAAUUAACAGUAAAAUGUAUUGUUUAAGGUGUUUCUUUGUGUUUGCGAGUGCCUUUAGAUGGGAUGUUAGCAAAGCAGCAUUCAUUUAGCUAACUCUACUGUCUUACUUUUUUUUUUGUCUUUAAUACGGGAGAUAAACUAUGUCUGCCACUGCUGAGG
Messenger RNA from Thalassophryne amazonica, 860 nucleotides. It is a transcript of the gene czib, whose product is annotated as CXXC motif containing zinc binding protein. The transcript has 9 exons. The coding region runs from base 39 to 518 and encodes 159 amino acids. Lineage: Eukaryota; Metazoa; Chordata; Actinopteri; Batrachoidiformes; Batrachoididae. The record is from RefSeq and is a predicted model, not a curated record. Gene Ontology annotation, molecular function: zinc ion binding.